This is a messenger RNA of Hermetia illucens (black soldier fly), 2777 nucleotides long. Its product is annotated as carboxypeptidase N subunit 2. The record is from RefSeq and is a predicted model, not a curated record. Lineage: Eukaryota; Metazoa; Arthropoda; Insecta; Diptera; Stratiomyidae. The coding region runs from base 1060 to 2592 and encodes 510 amino acids. The transcript is spliced from 7 exons. Gene Ontology annotation, molecular function: protein binding.
CCGCCAAGUCGGCUCUUCCUAACUCACUAGUCUUCAUUUGUGGAACCGGUCUCCGUGCAUUGAUUCAAGUCUGCGUAUGAGAAACCUUCGUUGAUUUCGUAUUGAUUCCAUCGUGCCCAGCAAGUACGGUUUGAAAUCAUAAGUGAACAAAACCGUUUAGUGCUUGGGUUUCCCAUCACCAAUGCUACUUUUCGCGUGUCCUGUUUCAUCUGAAAUUUCCAUAUUGCGACAAUUCAGUUUGUUCCGUCUUACAUACAUAUGACUGCAGUGUAAAGUUCGUGCGUAGUGCGCUGUAAUUCAUGUUCUUACUCGUAUGUACAUAUGUUGAUAAAUGAAGGUUCCGAACUGUCUUUGUUUCGUGUAGUGAAUUAGGUGAGCCUGGAAGCACGUUCAUUGUUACCACCUAAUUACUGGUGGGUCAGGGAGAAAACGAAGAAUUGAGCUUCUUUAGUUUACAUGGAAAACAGUUGUGAGUCAUGGUUCAUGCCCGUAAGAUGUACCUCUAGAAGUCGAUUGGAGCUUCCAGUAUGUGGGAUACCUGAAGUAUUAUAAUUACAAUAUGGACAAAACAACGAAUCGCGAUCGACAAUGAUUGAUUCAUUCUCAUAUUUGCGCCAUGCACCUUUAUUUGAUUUUGCAGUCAUCUCAUGCAACUUCUAUGUAUGCGGGGCUGCGGAGUAAUUGCGUGGAAAAUCUUCGAAUGUUCUGUAGGUGAACACCCUGUAUAUUGUAAUCAUGAGUAGAACAAACGAUAUCUUAUCAGCGUCAAGAUAUGGAGUCACCUCAACAAAUAGUAUUCACUUGGCCGAUCGAUUGGAUUGGAUGUAAUUUUGCAGUUUGUGUUUUGGCGACAGUGCAUCAUUUACCCCACUGCCAUUUUGCAAGUAUUUAAAAUUGUGAAAAGUGUAAAGUGUCCCAAGUGUUUAUCGGAACAUACACACAUAUGAGAAAAUACCCCGAAAUUUGAUGCAGCAGUGCAACACUCAAAGGUGUCUAGAAUGAGAAAGUGGAAGUGAAGUAAGGGAAUAAUCAACGAACACAUAAAUCGCAAUCUGAAAAAUGGAUAACUUCCUUAAACUCAUUAUAUUAACAUUAAUGGUGAUUUUCGCCAAUAAAAACUUUUCAAACGGGAACAAGGUGCGUUAUGAAUCUGUGGAGAAAGCCUGCGAAAAAUGUUCUUGUAUUGGGACUAAGGAUCGAACAAACUUUAGGCGAUAUAUACUCGAUUGUUCUAUGACGAAACUGAAUUACAUUUUAGCCGGAUGGCCGGCUGAAUUUGGAGAUAAUCAAACAGGCACCGAAAUUAUUGCUUCAUUCUCUGGAAAUCCCAUACGAGAACUCCCACAACUUCCAGAAACGGACGCGGUUGUCUCCUUCAGCUGUCGACAUUGCAACAUUACUGAAAUCGGAUCAGCUGUAUUUGUGGAUGUGGUAAACAUUAAACGGGUCGACCUCAGUUGGAAUGGAAUCACAGGUGACGAACUCAGAGUGGAUGUGUUCCGGGGAAGGUUUAGCAGUCGAGAGUAUGACCCGAUUCCGUUAGAAGAAUUAGAUCUAAGCCACAAUUUAAUUCUUACUUUGGAACGGCGGGCUUUUGAACAUAUACCUCACUUGAAAAUAUUGAACUUGGCAUAUAAUAAAUUUGACUUGAUUGAUCCAACCACAAUGGCUGCAUUGUCAACCGUUUCAGAGUUGACGCAACUCGAUUUAUCAUACAAUCACUUGAAAACCUUACCUGGUACUUUCUUCCACCCAUUUAAUCACAUUCACAAACUCCACAUUGAAGGAAAUCUGCUGGAAACCAUACCGGACUGUUUCAACCAAUUGGCGAAUUCUUUGAAAUCUUUGCACAUCAGUGUAAACCCAAUAAAAAUCAUUAGUGCCGAUAGCCUGUUGGGCUUCAAAAAUUUGAAAUUUUUGAAUAUGAGCCACAUGCCCGUCUUGAAAACUGUAAGUUCAGGAACAUUUGCCCAUCUAAAGUCUUUAGAGGUUGUUAUUUGCAAGGAUAAUCCACAACUAGAGACUUUUGAUGUUGAAAGUUUGAAAUUAGCAACAGACCUAAAACAAUUGGAUCUUUCAAACUGCAAUCUAAGCAGGCUUAAUGUUGAUUUCGAAUUCGAGAUGCCGAUAGAAAACCAAACUAAAUACUGGCAGAAUCUACAUAAAGUCCGCCUUUCCGAAAAUCCCUGGGAAUGUAAUUGUUUUAUGGCGCAUACCUUGGAAGGAAUGGUUUUAUAUAAUAAUGCUACAAAAUACAGUAAUUUUAAGGCUCGAUGCGCGACACCAUAUGAGCUGGCUGGCACCUUGUUGGAUGAUUUAACGGUGGAGAAAGCAUGCCAACCACUUUCGACGAACAUGCAAGCUGUUCCUGAUCCACCUCUUGAAGGUCAUCCAUUCCUGCGGCCAAAGGCAAUUGUCCUAACCAUAAUUGCAAGCGUCGUUAUAAUUGGAAUCGGAUUUGUUGUGGGAUUCGCAAUUGUUAUGAUCCGUAGAAAAUUGAGUCAGAGUAGUACCCUUUUCACCACGCCCAUCCGGUAUACCACUGUCAGGAAUAGCACAAUGUCUACGAUGUCGUCUGCCACUGUUGAAUAGCUGCUCAUACAUUUUAUCCAACAGUAAAACCUGUCUUGCCUUCCAUUGUAUGUACUAGUCUGACUGACUACUUAAUUAUGAAAUUGAAAGUAUUUUACAGAAACCUAAAAGCUAUUUCGUUUUGUGCCAAAGUUAGGGUUAAGUGUUUGUACAGGAAAUAUAAUGAAAAUAAAUAUUGUGAUCGU